Striga hermonthica is the source of this 987-nucleotide messenger RNA. NCBI's taxonomy places the organism in Eukaryota, Viridiplantae, Streptophyta, Magnoliopsida, Lamiales, Orobanchaceae. The record is from the annotation of a GenBank genome assembly.
AUGCAUCCACAGCAAAAUUCUUCGAGGGACGUGCUGGACGCCAUAAGCUUCUAUCUGAACCUUCGAAGCUCGCCGUUCACUGAAGUCCUUGAUAAUGUCCCGUUGAGAAAUCGCGAAAUAUCAUCGUCCGUGUUGUCUGUGUGUUGCCAUGGGAGAACCACUUUCCAGGGAGCUCACCAUCAUAGCUUGACAGCUGCUCAGGAGGACGGCCCGUUUAUAUUCUCGGACGAUGAUUCGCGGGUCGAUCGGACUCUUUUGACCCUUGUGAGGCCAGAUAAGGCGGGCCUGCACGUGAGGGACUUUCAUGGUCAGUGGGUUCUUGUGGAUGGUGAACUUGGGCCUCGGGAUGUGAUUGUGUAUCCUGGGCUGGCACUGUAUCAGGCGACUGCGGGCUAUAUAAGCCCAGCUACGUAUCGGAUGGAUUGCGGUGGGCUGCAGGGUGGUUUGUAUGGGCGUUGUUCGGUGUCGUUCAAGCUGAUGCCUAAGUCCAUGACGAGCUUGAACUGUUCGGAGAUGAGGGCCGCAGGGCAUGGGGUCGAGGCUCAGUUUCAGCUUCCGGUCUCGGUCGAUGACUUCAUGCAGAGAUCAACGGACCAGCUUCUUAACAGGAACAACUUCACGAGUUUCAGUUUUCCUGCUUCUCAAGAAGGAUCCAUAAAACCGAUCAUACGGAGAACGAAGAAGAAUAACACGAGGUGUAAGCCCCUCCCUCCUUCAAAGAGAUUACGACUCGAGGCCCAGAGGGUCCUCAAGGAGAGGGUCCAAGAUAUUGCCGACAAAAGGGGUAUCAAGCUGAGGUUCUGCACUCUAAAAGAGUGUGAGAGUCACAUUAACUCACUCGACAGCCCAUGCGCGGGUAUAAGGAUGGAGAUUGGGUGGCCCCCAAGCGUCCCCUUUGUGCAUCCGCAUGAUCUCCCGAACAAGGCUAAGAUUGCUUUUCUUGAGACUUACGAGCCGGGAUGGUCCGAGACGAACGAAAUAGAGUGA